Molecule: messenger RNA, 1153 nt
Organism: Cannabis sativa
Lineage: Eukaryota; Viridiplantae; Streptophyta; Magnoliopsida; Rosales; Cannabaceae
Product: probable aquaporin NIP5-1
Exons: 4
Coding region: 148-864 (238 amino acids)
Biological process (GO): transmembrane transport
Cellular component (GO): membrane
Molecular function (GO): channel activity
Source: RefSeq, a predicted model, not a curated record
AUAAAACUAAAGAAAAACUCUCUUGCAGUAGUUUAAACUAGUAGAGUUAUACAUAGUAGUGGUUAUUAAUUUCCAUAUAUAUAUAUAUAUAUAUAUAUAUAUAUAUAUUACAUCUGUGAUUCAUUUAUAUAUAAUUGCCCUUUUCGAAUGCCAGGAAACUCUCACCGAUUCAAACAUAUCCCUUGCCCGAAAGUAUUCUCGGCAGCCGGGGGACCAUUGCUUAAUAACAAGUACAAUAAUGGGGUGGAAACAUUGAUGGGCAACGCGGCCUGCGCAGGGCUGGCCGCGAUGGUGGCGAUCUUCGCCAUAGGCCACCUUUCGGGCGCACACAUAAAUCCAGCGGUGACUAUUGCCUUCGCUGCAUUGAGGCACUUCCCUUGGGCCCAUGUUCCUGCCUACAUAAUAGUCCAGGUUUCGGGUUCUAUAUCGGCCUCUUUUGCUCUCAAGGCCGUGUUUCAUCCCUUUAUGUCCGGUGGUGUUACGGUGCCUAGCCCUGGAAUUAGCAAUGCCCAAGUUUUCAUGCUUGAAUUCAUUGUCACAUUCUUUCUUAUGUUUAUCAUCACUGCAGUAGCCACAGAUACUCGCGCUGUAGGGAAGUUAGCAGGUAUAGCGAUUGGAGCUACAAUUCUACUUGAUGUACUUCUUGCAGGGCCAACAACAGGAGCUUCAAUGAAUCCUGUACGGACGUUGGGGCCAGCAAUUGCGAGCGGAAACUACAGAGGAAUAUGGAUGUACAUGGUGGCUCCACCCCUUGGGGCCAUUUUUGGGGCUGCUACCUACACCGCGGUCAAGCUCUCCGACAAACAACCAAUUCAGGUUUUGAUUUUCGUGUUUGUGCCGUGUCGAAACCUGUUUUGUUUCUAAUUGGUUGAUUGAUAUAUAUAUAUCAGGGCCGGCCCUGAAAAUAUAUGGGCCCAAGACGAAUUAAAUUUUGGGGCCCUUGAAAAUAUAUAAAAAAAAAAUCAAAAAAAGAGUGUUAUGGGAUUAGCAUCAACCUCUAAGCUAUGAAUAUUUGUUGCUUAUAAUGCACUUAAAUUUUACUUAAAUAAAAGCCUAAUAAAAUUUUUUAUUUUUUUUAUUUUGGCCCCCGGAAAGUGUGGGCCUUAGGCGCGGGCCUAGCCCGCCUAUACCUAAGGCCGGCCCUAUAUAUAUG